UUUACCAUAACUAUUUGUUGCUUAUCAUUGAUUAUAAUUUUAAUUUUAUCAAUAUUGAAUCUUAAAUAUUAUAAGAUCCACUUUAGUUUAAAUUCUGGUGUCAAACAGACUAUUCGUAAAUCGUAAUAUAACACAACGUACCUACUCUUCGAGGUACCGUUUAAUACCACUCGGUAAUAUAAGAAUGGUGGUAGAAAUCCGUCUCCGCCGCGCGGGUGCGACGAGGACGUCCGUGCAGACGGCCACGGCAUUGCUGUUGGUGUUCCUACUCCAGGCUCCCGGAACCCGGGCCGUCACGGACGACAUGCUGAAGAUCGCGUGCUCUGACAUGACGCCCAGACACCCGGGUUACCGGCCGGAAAACGUGCAGGGUGUGCCGUGCCCGUACCGGCUGAUGGUAGACCCGUCCACGCCGGUAGUGCCCGGUAAUCUGGUGAACUUGACACUCACGUCCGUCGGCACGACCAUGCCAUUCAAGGGGUUCAUGGUGCAAGCCCGCGACGUCAACGGACGAGCGAUCGGCACGUUUUUGCCGGAAUGCCGGAACGCGACGAAACAUCACAUGAUCACCUGUUCCAACGGCGAAGAGCCUUACAACGCAGUGGUCCAGUCAAAUAACAAAUAUAAAUUAAAGGAUACUUUUACAUGGAUAGCUCCAUUAUCACUUAAAGGAUCUUUUCGAUUUAAGUUCACAGUUGUGUUAAAUUUUGAACAUUUCUGGACUAAUCAAGAAACUGAGGAUAUUCCAGUAGCUAAACUUUCAAAAGAAGAAUUUGAAUUAAAAAACUCUUUUAAUCAUGAAUACUAUAUUUAUAAUUUGUAUAUUCAAAACUGCUUUGUUUAAUUAAAUCCAAAAAUAUAUGUCAAAUAGUAAAUAUUAAGAAAAGUAUUUGUAAUUCAUAAUAUAUAUUUAUAUAUUUUAUUUUAAAUUUUAUAAUGUCAUAAUAAAAUUAUAAUUUAUAAAAUAGAUGAAUAUUCCAAUAGUUAUAAAAAAAUGUUAAACUAUAUAUAAUAUGCACCUAAAUAGUGUCGAGCGCACGUGCCACAUUUAUUACUGUAUAUACGUACUCAUUUUUUAUCUAUUUUAAUAACAACACGAUUUUAUGA
This is a messenger RNA of Rhopalosiphum maidis (corn leaf aphid), 1107 nucleotides long. Its product is annotated as defense protein l(2)34Fc-like. The transcript has 4 exons. NCBI's taxonomy places the organism in Eukaryota, Metazoa, Arthropoda, Insecta, Hemiptera, Aphididae. Bases 185 to 844 code for a protein of 219 amino acids. The record is from RefSeq and is a predicted model, not a curated record. Gene Ontology annotation, molecular function: oxidoreductase activity, acting on metal ions.